CUCACUCACACACACACACACACACACACACACACACACACACACAUCAGCUGACAGCAGCUGAAAAUGUGAAUCUCAAAAGUGUGUGCUGAAGCAUUCAUAACUCUGGACAAAUUCAAAGCUGACGGAGUUUACUGGGCUUGUGCACUUCACACCAUGUGUGUGCCUUUUAUCAGAAGAAAGAAAAGGUCUUUAAAUGUGUUUCUGUGGCAGACGUGAUUGAGAUCUGUGCGCUCAGCGUCCUGCACUGCUCUGCUGGUCAAGCACGAGUCUGACAGAUACAGUCAGACGUUAGAGAAGUGCUGACCUCUAACUCUUCUGACCUCUUCCUCACACGAGACCGCUUUAGAGCUGGGCGCUACACGAUAUCAGUUUAUCGCAAUAUUCAUUUACAGUUAAUGGGGAAAGAAAUACUUCUCACAUGUGUGUUGGACCUUGAGAGUAAAUGUAAACAUAACUUUGUCCACAAUUAAGCUCUGCAGAGUAACAUAGCUUUUAAUAUAGGCACUCAUGAAAUCCUUUUUACUUUUAGAACGGGUUUGAGUUACAUGAGGAUGAGAAAAUUAAAACAGUGGUUUUUGGGUGAAUUGUGCACACUGUCGUUCAAAAGUUUGGGAUCAGUAGGAUUUUUAAUGGAGUCUCUUCUGCUCAUCAAGGCUGUAUUUAUUUGAUCAAAAAUACAGGGAAAAAACAGUAAUAUUGUGAAAUAUUAUUGCAAUUUCUAAUAUUGUUUUCCUGUUUUAAUAUACUUUCAAAUAUAAUGUAUUGAUCUUUCAGAAGUCAUUCUAAUAUGCUGAUUUAUGAUCAGUGUUCAAACUGUUGCGCUGAUUAUUUAAUUUUAUUUUACUUUUUUUUUUUGGAACCUGUGAUGCUGUUCUUUUUAGCUUUUUAUUCAUCAAAGAAAAAAAGUAUUUAUUCAAAAUAUAAAUCUUUUUCUUUACUAACAAGUUUUAUCCAUUUAACACAUCCUUGCUGAAUAAAAGUAUAAAUUUCUUUAAAAAAAAGAAAGAAGAAUUUACUGACCCCAAACUUUUGAACAGUGGUGUACGUAUAUUGUAACACAAAAUUUUCAUUUUGAAUAAACACUUGUUUUUAGCUUUUUAUUUAUCAAAGAAUCCUGAAAAAAUAUCACAGGUCCCAAAAAAAAAUAUUUAUAACAUUGAUUAUAAAUCAACAUAUGAGAAUGAUUUCUGAAGAUCAUGUGACUCUGAAGACUGGCGUAAUGAUGCUGAAAAUACAGCUGCGCAUCACAGAAAUACAUUACAGUUUAAAGUAUAUUAAAGCAGGAAGUAGUUAUUUUAAAUUUCCCAGGGAAAGCAAGAGCUGAUAAAAUGUAAAAACUGUAACUUGAAUGCAAUGUAAGUCGCUUUGGAUAAAAGCGUCUGCUAAAUGCAUAAAUGUAAAUGUAAAUGUAAAUGUAAAUUUCAAUAAUAUUUCACAGAAUUACAUUACUUUUUUCUGUAUUUUUGAUCAAAUAGAUACAGCCUUGAUGAGCAGAAGAAGUUAUUUGCUACCUACUAAAAGGAUCUCUUGAACAGCGGUGUGUGAGGGUUUAGAGUAGAUUAAUGUGUAUGAUGGGUCUCUCUGCUUUAAAUACGAUAUUAUCAUCCAGCUGCAGUGUGUGUGUGUGAUUGAAGGUGAUUGUGUGAACAGAUUGACAGAUUAGAGCGCAGGUUAAUCCCGUGUGUGUGUAAGAGACUCAUUCAGUGCUGCUUCAUUGUUUCUGAAGGAGCGAGUGUGUUGGUGAAUCGGUCGGCUGUAAGCAUGUCUGUGCUCUCGCUCCUGCGCUCUCCGCGGCUGUCCUUCCUGCAGACGCUGCUGUCUCUGCUGCUGUCUCUGGUGUCGCUCUCGUCCUCACACUGGUGCGUGGGCCAGCAGAAGGUGCCCAAGCCGCUGUGCUCCGCGGUGCGCCGGCUCAAGUGCACUCCGGUGAACGGCGUCUCGGACGGAUCCUUCUCCUGGGAGACCGGCGACGACCGCUUCAUCUUCCCCACCUUCCACGCCGGCCUCUGGACCACCUGCGAGGAGAACAUCUUCACCGACGCCUGGGAGGAGAAGUGUCGCAGUUUCAUGGCUCUCACGCCUGCAUCAGAAAAAGGGAUCAUGUGGCUGUAUGUGGGGAUGGAGCUGCUGUACAUCUCUCUGUUGAGCAUCAGUUCUCUGCUGUUGCUGCUGCAGCUGUGUUUGUCCUCCUGGUCUCCUCCACAGCAGCGCUGGCCUCACUUACUCAACGCCUUCGCCGCCGUCUGCACUGUUCUGGGAGGGUUGGUUGGGAUGGUCGCUCACAUGAUGUAUAUGCAGGUGUUCCAGGUGACGACCACUCUCGGCCCUGAGGACUUUAAACCUCACAGUUACGGCUACUCAUGGGCCUUUUACGUGGCGUGGGUGGCCUUCACCUGCUGCAUGUCGUCCGGCGUGUCCACGCUCAACAACUACACCAAGAAGUUUCUGAUGGUGGGACCCAAACACAGGAGCGUGUUUUACCCCUGCAGGAACUUCACCUUUCCUCCGCAGCCGCAGCCUCCGCUCUCGCCUCUGUCUCCGUACUUCUCUGCUGCGGUCCCGCCUCCUCCUCCUUCGCCUCCUCCUCGCCCCGCCCCUCUGUCUCCAUGCCCCACCCACCAGCCGCACAGACCCGCCCCUCUGUCUCCAUGCCCCUCCCACCAGCAGCACAGCCCCGCCCAUCUGUCCCCAUGCCCCGCCCCUCACUCCCCCUGCCCUGACUCUCUUUUGCCAUGCCCCACCCCUCCCUCAUACAGCCCCGCCCCUCUCUCGCCCUUGCUCUCUGCUCUGCUUCUGUCUCCGCUGAGCUUUGUGUCUCAGUGUUCAGACGAGGAGUUCUGAUCGUUCUUCACUCUGUCCUGUGUUUCUGUUUGUGUCUAUUAAAGGGGUCAUCGGAGGCUAAAUUCACUUUACAAGUUGUUUGAACAUAAAUGUGUGUUGGAAGUGUGUCUGCACAUCCAUCCUAUAAUGAUAAAAAUCCACCCAGUGUUUUUUUAAAAUUGUUAUUUUAAAAUCCCCUUUCUGAAAUCAGGCUGUUCUGAGAUUCCUGUCAGAAUGAUGUAGUUCUGCGCAGGCCCCUCCCACGAGAGUUGAUUGACAAGCCGUCUUACCUUAGCCCCGCCCUGAGUGAGCUGAGAGCUAUCGACUCCGGUGCAGGGAAGACAAGAUGUAAGCGAUUGAGGUGUUUAGUUGUUGGAUGUAAUAAUGAAUAUAGCAGUCGUCAUUUACUCCCGACAUCUGAGCCGCUGAAGACGCAGAGGGUUAACGUUACUUUCACUUUGAAGGGAACGCGCCGAUCCCCGAUCUACAUAAAUGUGUCUAUGUUCGCGCGAAUCAUUCAUGAUCCAGCUUCAUCUACAGAAGAAGUGAGUAUAAGGGUUUUUAUGAGUCUUUGCAAAUCGCCUUUCCUAAUAAUUUCCAGUUUCACAGCUGAAGUUUGCAGUCUGCUCGUCAUGGAAGAGAGGGGCGGGGUCAGCAGAGCUCAUUAGCAUUUAAAGCAACAUGAACUAGAUCAGCAUGCUGAAGAACGAGCUGAUUUUGACUAGUUAAAAUUUCUCAAUGGUAGUGUAAAAAACACCUUUUUUACCCUAAGUAUGUUAUAGACUUUUCAUUAAGACCCUAAAGAAUCAUAUCAAUUUGUGGAAAAUGGGCAUCCGAUGACCCCUUCAAAGCACGUGUGGCUUCAGCUCAGAUGUCCAAACUGAAUCUGAACGCCAAGUCUUUGUGAAAACAUAAAUGUAUUGCAGUGGGGGUUUUCUUGUGAUGUUGUGAUUUGACCUUUGAAAUCUUCAGAAGUUCCACUUUGUUUUGUGUGUUUUGUGCCAGAGCAAUAGACUGUGUGUUUUGAUAUUUUCCUGUUAAUAUUUUAAUUACUGCUAGUGAUUUCGUCCUAAAACUCCAACAGUAAUUACUGUCUGAUGAUCACUUUAAAUUGAUUCAAGUUUUAAACCUUAACUUUAAUAACUUAUUCUACAUGUUCUGUCUUCAGUUAAUAAAACAUGCUAAAAAUCA
Messenger RNA from Onychostoma macrolepis, 4014 nucleotides. Its product is annotated as germ cell-specific gene 1-like protein. The coding region runs from base 1765 to 2844 and encodes 359 amino acids. Lineage: Eukaryota; Metazoa; Chordata; Actinopteri; Cypriniformes; Cyprinidae. Gene Ontology annotation, cellular component: plasma membrane. The record is from RefSeq and is a predicted model, not a curated record. The transcript has 5 exons.